AUGACUGUGAGAACACCUGGAACACCAGCUUCAAAGAUAGAUAGGACACCAGUAUCAACCCCAGGAGGACCAAGAGCUAGGGAGGAGAAGAUUGUGGUUACAGUAAGGUUAAGGCCUUUAAACAGAAGGGAGCAAUUGGCUAAAGAUCAGGUGGCAUGGGAUUGUAUAGAUGAUCAUACUAUAGUGUUUAAACCACCGGCACAUGAACGUGCUUCCCAACCAGCAUCGUUUACUUUUGAUAAGGUUUUUGGUCCUGCUUGUUUAACUGAGACUGUAUAUGAAGAAGGAAUAAAGAAUGUUGCAUUAUCUGCAUUGAUGGGCAUUAAUGCAACUGUUUUUGCUUAUGGGCAAACUAGCAGUGGAAAGACAUACACAAUGAGAGGAGUAACAGAGAAGGCUGUCAAUGAUAUCUAUAACCAUAUAAUGAAUAACCCUGAAAGAAAUUUCACGAUAAAAAUUUCUGGACUCGAAAUAUACAAUGAGAAUGUCAGGGACUUGUUAAAUUCAGAAUCUGGUCGCAGUUUGAAGCUUCUAGAUGACCCUGAGAAAGGUACGGUGGUUGAUAAAUUAUUGGAAGAAACAGCAAAAGAUGACAAGCAUUUGAGACAUUUGAUCUCCAUUUGUGAAGCUCAAAGGCAGGUUGGCGAAACUGCUCUAAAUGAUAACAGCUCGCGGUCACACCAGAUAAUAAGACUGACAAUUCAAAGUACUCUUCGUGAAAAUGCAGAUUGUGUGAAAUCUUUUGUUGCAACCCUGAACUUUGUUGAUCUGGCUGGAAGUGAGAGGGCUGCACAGACACAUGCAGAUGGCACUAGGCUCAAAGAAGGCUGCCAUAUUAAUCUUAGCCUGAUGACUCUGACAACCGUAAUCAGGAAGCUCAGUGUUGGAAAAAGAAGUGGUCAUAUCCCUUACAGAGAUUCAAAGCUCACACGUAUAUUGCAACACUCCCUUGGUGGGAAUGCACGCACUGCUAUCGUUUGUACUUUGAGUCCAGCACUAAGCCAUGUAGAGCAAUCGCGAAACACUCUCUUCUUUGCUACCCGGGCAAAGGAAGUAACAAACAAUGCUCAAGUUAACAUGGUUGUUCCAGACAAGCAGCUUGUCAAACAUUUGCAAAAGGAAGUAGCAAGGUUGGAGGCAGAGUUGCGCACUCCUGAUCCAGCUAAAGAGAAGGAUUGGAAAAUUCAACAGAUGGAAAUGGAAAUUGAAGAGCUGAAACACCAGAGAGAUCUUGCACAAACUCAGGUGGAUGAGUUACGCAGAAAGCUUAAGAAUGACCAGCAGGUCUCAAACCCAAUUGAAUCACCACAACUAUCAGUCAAGAAGUGCCUAUCAUUCACUGGUGCACUAUCAUCGCCAAAACCAGAGAUAGGCUGUGAGAGAGUAAGAAGCACAACAUUAAGACAGUCCAUGAGGCAAUCGUCUACUGCUCCUUUUACCCUUAUGCAUGAAAUUCGCAAACUUGAGCACCUCCAGGAGCAGCUGGGUGAAGAAGCUAAUCGAGCUUUGGUAGUAUUACAAAAGGAAGUGGCAUGUCAUAGAUUAGGUAACCAAGAUGCAGCUGAGACAAUUGCAAAGCUGCAAGCAGAAAUAAGGGAAAUGCGUGCGGUUAGGUCAGCACCCAAGGAAGUUGAAGUUGUUGGAAGCAUGGUUUCUAUCAACAAGAGUGUCAAUGCUAAUCUCAAAGAAGAGAUUACCCGACUUCAUUCACAAGGCAGCACCAUUGCAAAUCUUGAACAGCAGCUUGAAAAUGUUCAAAGGUCCAUAGACAAGUUGGUGAUGUCUCUCCCGAACAAUUUUCAACAUGUAACCAGUGAAGCAUCCCCUAAGAAUAAAAAGGAACACAAAAGGAAGAAGCUGCUUCCUUUGUCUUCAAGUAAUGGUACCAAUCGCCAAAACUUCAUAAGAUAUCCCUGCUCACCAUUAUCAACUACUCAGCAAGUUUUGGAAUCCAAUAUUGAAAAUAAAGCUCCUGAGAAUGAUGAUACUGUUUCAAUUGAGACUCUGCCAGAGUCUGAGAAGGGGACUCCAUCGAAGAAUGAAGAAGUUGGAGAUGUUUCAUCGAAGGAAAAUACUUCAGGUUAUCGACGCUCUAGUUCAGUCAACAUGAAGAAAAUGCAGAAAAUGUUUCAGAAUGCAGCAGAGGAGAAUGUAAGAAGUAUAAGAGCUUAUGUCACAGAAUUGAAAGAACGAGUGGCGAAACUACAGUACCAGAAGCAGUUACUUGUUUGCCAGGUGCUUGAACUUGAAGCAAAUGAAGCAAGUGGCCACAACAUAGAAAAUGAAGAGUAUACAUGUGAGCCGGAGGAACCACAAGUUUCAUGGCAAAUAACAUUUAGAGAGCAGCGGCAGCAGAUCAUUGAAUUAUGGGAUGUAUGUUGUGUCUCCAUUAUUCACAGGACCCAGUUUUAUUUGUUAUUCAAGGGAGACCCAGCUGAUCAGAUAUACAUGGAAGUUGAACUAAGGCGUUUAACAUGGUUGCAACAACACCUAGCAGAACUUGGGAAUGCAAGCCCAGCUCCUCAUGUUGGAGAUGAGCCUACUAUCUCUCUGUCUUCAAGUAUGAGAGCUUUGAAACGAGAAAGAGAAUUCCUUGCUAAGAGAUUGACAUCACGUUUGACGCCAGAGGAGAGGGAGGCGUUAUAUAUCAAAUGGGAUGUCCCCCUUGAAGGGAAGCAGAGGAAGAUGCAAUUUGUCAGCAAGCUUUGGACAGAUCCACAUGAUCAAAUGCAUGUGCAGGAGAGUGCUGAAAUAGUUGCAAAGCUUGUGGGUUUCUGUACUGGAGGCAACAUGUCAAAGGAGAUGUUUGAGCUGAAUUUUGUGCUUCCAUCUGAUAAGAGGCCAUGGUUAAUGGGCUGGAAUCACAUAACAAACCUUCUCAAUCUGUAA
Gastrolobium bilobum is the source of this 2889-nucleotide messenger RNA. Its product is annotated as kinesin-like protein NACK1. The record is from RefSeq and is a predicted model, not a curated record. The transcript has 14 exons. NCBI's taxonomy places the organism in Eukaryota, Viridiplantae, Streptophyta, Magnoliopsida, Fabales, Fabaceae. The coding region runs from base 1 to 2889 and encodes 962 amino acids. Gene Ontology annotation, molecular function: microtubule motor activity; ATP binding; microtubule binding. Gene Ontology annotation, biological process: microtubule-based movement.